UCUGCAGAAACGAAAAAGUUCCAGACAUUUUCGAGUGAAAAGGUGCGUAUUAAUAUACGAGUAACAUCGGCGUCCACGGCUGUGGUCAGUUCCCGAGCGCCGUUGUUGGUGAACAGGAUGUGAGUUUGGCCGUCGCCGCUGUUUCGAUGGCGUCCGCAGAAAGCGGUAAGGGGAGUUUGCAGGAGGACAGCUAUGAAGGGCCCGUCGGAGGAGAGCUGUCCGGCUGCGCCUUGGCGAUGAUGGAAAAGGAACGGGAAUCCCUCCUGAGCCCGUCGGAGAGCCCCGGCACCUUCAUCAGCGGCUCCUCCGCCAGCCUCCAGGCCCCUGCGCCCCUCCAGGGCUACGACGUGGAGUUCGACCCCCCCCUCGAGAGCAAAUACGAGUGCCCGAUCUGCCUCAUGGCCUUGAGGAACGCCAUUCAAACGCCCUGUGGUCACCGUUUCUGCAAGAACUGCAUCGAGAAGUCCAUCCGCGACACGGGACAGAGGUGCCCCGUGGACAACGAGAGGCUGUUGGAAGACCAGCUGUUCCCGGACAACUUUGCCAAACGUGAGAUCCUAUCGCUAACCGUUCGCUGUCCCAACUCUGACUGUGCCGACAAAAUGGAGCUCCGGCAUUUAGAGAAUCACUUGGGGCGGUGUCAGUUUGCCACUGUGCCUUGCUCACAGUGCCAGCAGGCGGUGAGAAAGAGCCGCCUCGAGGAGCACCAAACCGCCGAGUGCCAAAAGAGACCCGUGUCCUGUCCCGAUUGUGUGGCGAGCUUUUUCUACGAAGAGAGAAAGCUUCAUCAGCAGCGGUGUCCGUUCGCCAUCGUCAAGUGCCUGUUCUGCGACUUGGAGCUCAUCAGAGACCAGAUUGAAUCUCACUGUGACACAGAUUGCCCGAAAGCACCAAUCGCCUGCAACUUCAGCGCCUUCGGGUGCAAGGAGAGCAUGCAGCGCCACAACCUGGCUCAGCACAUGCAGGAGUUCACGCAGAUGCACAUGCGCUACAUGGCCGAGUUCCUGCGCGGCCUCAGCCUCAACGGCACCACGCCCAAGUCCCUGUGGGCGCCGGCGCCCUCCGCUUACCCCGAGGAUCAAGGGGCCACAGCAGCAUUGGCGGCCGUCUGCAGUGGACCAAGAGGGGCCCCGAGCAGCAUGAGCAGCAACAGCUGUGCGCCGAGUCAACCCGCUGAGGGGAUGCAGAGGCUCAGGGAAAUGGACGGACGGCUUGUAAAGCAGGACCACCAGCUGCGGGAGCUUAUCAUCCUAAAGGAAACGCAGGCCGGCCAGCUCGCUGAGCUCAGGCGCCGCGUGUCGCUGCUGGAGGACACCGUGAAGGAGCUGGAGUCGCAGCAGUGCCACGGCAUCUUCAUCUGGCGCCUCAGAGGUUUCUCCGCCCACCUGCGGAACCAGGAGGCGGGCCAGCCGGUGGUGGAGCACAGCCCCGGCUUCUACACGGGCCGCCCGGGCUACAAGCUGUGCUUGCGCCUCCACCUGCAGACCCCCAACGCGCCGCGCUGCUCCAACUUCAUCUCCCUCUUUGUCCACACCAUGCAAGGGGCGUUCGACGGGCAGCUGAGCUGGCCCUUCCAGGGCACCAUCCGCCUGGCCAUCCUGGACCAGGGCCCCGAGGCUCAGCACCACGUCGAGGUGAUGGAGACCAAGCCGGACCUGCAGGCCUUCCAGAAGCCGCUCAUCCAGCGCAACCCCAAAGGCUUCGGCUACGUCACCUUUCUGCACCUGCAUCAGCUGACUCAGAGAGCCUUUGUUAAAGAUGACACUCUGCUCAUUCGCUGCGAAGUGACGCCGCGCUUUGACAAUGUGCUUCACCGCGACGGGCCGACCGUGCAGCCCAGGGGACCCGAGGCCUCAGUUUCGAGGGACUAAAGUCAAACUCGCACGACGAGAUGUCAGCAGACCACAUGUCAGUGUUUGAAUACUGUUUGAUUCAUUUUAAAUCAUGCACAUCGGGGACGCUGCAAGUAUCCUUGUAUUUAUUUGUCCUCCACCUUUUUAAAUGUCUGUGAUUUUUGUUUUAAUCAAUAAAACAGAACAAUGCUUUUUAAUGUAAUUUAGCUACAUUAUGCUACAUUUUUAAUUCAGUUAUGUUUUUAAUAUUGGAGCGGACAAUAAUUUCUCAUCUAAAGAACAAGUGUGUUGUAAUCUGAAUUUAUCUAACCAUAAAUUAAGACAUUCAUGCAUUUCUUUUCCAUUUAAACCAAGUAACCAAAAUGUUUACUUGUUGUUGUUGCCCUAAAGCAACGUAUUUCCUAUAAGAAAUGUACAUAAAUAGAAGUCUGGGCUAACAAAAUGUAAUCUUGAAAAGCAAAAAAGUCAAUGAGAGGUAAUUCAUCAAAUUUGUUUAUUGUGAUAAACCACAGGUAACCGUCCCGACAACUCUCAAAAAGCCAGUAUGCAUUUGUGAAAUAAUUAUUUAAAAUUUGAAGUUCACAAAUCAAUCACCUUUCCCACCAAUCCCACCUCAAAAUAUUAAAGGCUUCAUAGUAUUUCUUAAA
Molecule: messenger RNA, 2500 nt
Organism: Gasterosteus aculeatus aculeatus (three-spined stickleback)
Lineage: Eukaryota; Metazoa; Chordata; Actinopteri; Perciformes; Gasterosteidae
Gene: traf6
Product: TNF receptor-associated factor 6
Biological process (GO): regulation of canonical NF-kappaB signal transduction; lipopolysaccharide-mediated signaling pathway; regulation of apoptotic process
Cellular component (GO): plasma membrane signaling receptor complex
Molecular function (GO): zinc ion binding; ubiquitin protein ligase activity; tumor necrosis factor receptor binding
Source: RefSeq, a predicted model, not a curated record